Cryptococcus wingfieldii CBS 7118 is the source of this 2040-nucleotide messenger RNA. RefSeq lists its product as hypothetical. Gene Ontology annotation, molecular function: translation initiation factor binding; inositol hexakisphosphate binding; phospholipid binding. The record is from RefSeq and is a predicted model, not a curated record. Lineage: Eukaryota; Fungi; Basidiomycota; Tremellomycetes; Tremellales; Cryptococcaceae. Gene Ontology annotation, cellular component: cytoplasm; nuclear pore cytoplasmic filaments; nuclear pore. Bases 1 to 2040 code for a protein of 679 amino acids. Gene Ontology annotation, biological process: regulation of translational termination; poly(A)+ mRNA export from nucleus; regulation of translational initiation. The transcript has 6 exons.
AUGCGCUUUGCCCUGGAAGACGUCGACUCGGACUCGGACUACGACAUCCUCGCACCAGUCCAUGCCUCAGUCUACUCUGACGACGACGACGAUAGUCUAGAUGGCCUCGAGUGGGUCAACACACAACCCCGCUCAUCCCUAGGAAGAUCCCUUCGCGCAGCACUCGACUCUAGUGACGACGAAACCACAGCCUCGGAUGGUAGCAUCGAGUUCAUCGGAUUCGGCGGUCGCUCCGGCAAAGGCAAGCAAAGGGAAACAGACCACGAGCUAGACGCAGAGCUGGACUCGGAGGAUGAGGUCGAAUUUAUGGGGUUCGGCCCCGGACCGAGUCGUCCUAGGUCAGGCAUGAGCUCGAGCAAAUCAUCGAGCAAAAGCCAGCCUUGGAACGUUUUUGGCAGCUCUUCGCAGAAGAAAUCAGUCUCACGAUCCCACGCCCCUGCCUUACUCCGCAACUCGCUAUUGACACGCUCUGCGACCAGUAUUCCAUCAAAGACCAAAACCGACCUGGCGGACGCUCUGCGGGACGAAGAUGGGUAUGAGGGUUGGGUCAAGAAGACCGAGCUGGACGCCUGGCGCGAUAACCAACGGCGAGUCGCUCUGCAACGCUCCCAAAUCCGAGACAUCUCCUCCAAUGCCCGGCAAAAGAUCCAAUCUCUCCAACAAGUGCAAAUGUCCCGCGAAGCGGAAGAAAUGAGCCAGAUGCUGGAGGGACUCGUCAUACGGCAUCGGAAAGAAGAGGAAGAGCUGCAGAGGACAUUCAAAGAGCGGGAGAAGGCGUUGUGGGAGGAUAUCGAUGGUGUUAUCAAGGCUGCCGAGAAGCAGUACGCCGAGGCCGAAGCGAGAGCUGCUGCAGACGCCCAAGCUGUAGCAAAAAAGGAGAAGGAAGAGCAAGACGCUAAGAUUGCCGCUGCUGAGAGACUCGCUCUUGCCCAAAAAGCCGAAGUCGAACGGCGCGCCAAAGAACUCGCCCUCAAGGAGCAACAGGCGCGUUCUGCAAAGGAAGCUGAAGAGAGGCAGCGACAAGAAGCAGAGGAGAAGGCUCAGUUGGAGUCUCGCAGAAGAGAUAAGAAGGGCGAGGCGGGUGCCAUGUGGAGGCAAUACGUGGAAAAGCAGCAGUGGAUGAAGAGUGAAGUCAUCGAAGCUGUCAAGGCGGACAAGCCGACCAUGACUGCUCUGAACAAGAGCAAGAGAAUGAUGACCAGGUGGUUGGGGCAAACGCUGAAUACGAAAGAGUCGGUCACCAAGAUCACGAACGACAUUCACGACAUCCUCGUACAACAUUUACCCACCUUGCCCACCACCGCCUCCCCCAUCGUCCUCAAUAACGACAUCCCUAGACCCUACGCCUAUCUCCUAUCCCACAUCUCCAAAGUCCUCAUAUCGCAGGCCCAGUCAGAAAUCACUUCAAAGCCUGCAUCAGCUUAUCCACUGGGCAAGAUUGUGUAUGGCUUGAUGUUGAGGGGCCACGCGGCGCUAGGCGACAUCUUGUUUGCAAGAUUUGUGAAAAAGUGUCCUUGGGUUGUGCCCUUCUACCCUGCCAGACAGCCUAAUCAAUCCCGCGAAGAGUACGAACAGUCCACAGGCCGUGGUACCGACGAAUCGUCGCACGAGUACAUCUCCCGCAUGUCUUCCCUCUCCACCCUCUUCUUUGCCAUCCUUCAAACGCCCAUCCCAUCACUCAUAUCCACCCUCCCCACCCCACUACCAACGCCACAACAACUAGAGCAGCUCAUACCAGUGCCAAUGAGGCUGAGCUACGCGUGGACGUGGAUGGCGCUGGCAUUGAGAGACCCAAUGCCUGCUUCGCCACCUAUAGCUACGCUCGUGACUACUUGGCUGGAGAUUGCGUUGGCAGAGUGCAUCUCUGUCUAUGGCAGAAUUCAGACGGACAAGAUCAGGGAAGUUUUGGAGAGAGAGGGUCUGCAGGGAGGAGGAUUGAAGGGAGAUGGUGGGAUGGCACUGGAUAAGCUGGAAUUUGUCUUGGAUAGGUGGAGGAAGGGAGAUGAUAUGGCGCUGAAGGGGAAGGAUUGGGCUGCUUAG